AAUUCCCAUACGACUAAACCCAACGAUGAAAGAGGUGAAAUUACCUACCAUUAAAACCGGUGAUAAUGACGAAUAGUAGGAGGUCUUUCUGAAUAUUUACCUUUACCUAUUAGGUAGGUAGUUUUACUUUUCUAUAAAGUGAAUCCGGAUCGUGUUGGAUGCAUCAAUUGUUUCACAGAGACCGAAACGCAGGAUGUAUUCGAUUGUAUUCGUAUGUUUACUGUUAUGGGCGAAACCAAUCGUAAACGGAGCUGACCAAGAAGAAGAAGCAGUCAGAUUUCUCGACCGUGUCAAUAAACUAUACGCAGAGAAAAGCCACGAAGUGACAUUGGCCGAAUGGGCAUACGCGACCGAUAUCAAACCAGAAACACUAGCGAAAAAGCUCGAAGUAAGCAAUGAAUUGGCUAAGUUUGCUAAAGCUCAAUGGCUCGAGACAAUUAAAUAUCCUUGGAAGACGUUUAAGAACCCUGAUUUACGAAGACAAUUUAAGAAAUUCUCCAUACUCGGUACCUCGGCAUUACCCGAAGAUAAAUAUGAAAAGCUGGAAAAGUUGAUUGCUGAUAUGCAGUCAAUUUACAGUAAAGGCAAAAUUUGCGCUUAUAACGAUACCAGUAAAUGUAACUUAAGUCUAGAACCAGAAUUAACGGAAAUCUUAGCUACGAGUCGAAAUGAAGAAGAGCUAAAACACGUUUGGGUCGAAUGGAGGAAGCAAACUGGUAAACCAAUUCGUCCUUUGUUCGCCGAAUACGUGGCACUUACCAACGAAGCGGCAGCUUUAAACAAUUUCACCGAUGCCGCUGAAUUUUGGUUAGAAGCUUACGAAACCGAAGACUUCAAAGAGCAAAUUGCUCGAAUAUGGGAACAACUACGUCCUUUCUACUUGGAAGUGCAUGCCUAUGUAAGAAGAAAAUUAAGAGAGAAAUAUGGCGAGAAAGUCGUCUCAAAGAGAGGCCCAAUACCUGCUCAUUUGUUAGGCAACAUGUGGGCUCAAACUUGGUCCAACAUAGGUGAAUUGGGUACACCUUAUCCUAGUGUCAAAAGUGAAGAUGUUACGCCAUAUUUACAAGAACAAAAAUACACUCCAAUUAGAAUGUUUCAACUGGCUGAUGAGUUUUUCCAAUCUAUCAAUUUGACCGCUAUGCCAGAUACGUUUUGGGAAAGAUCAGUUCUUGAGAAGCCCAACGAUCGUGAUAUUGUAUGCCAUGCGUCAGCUUGGGAUUUCUAUGAUGCUGAAGAUUUCCGUAUAAAACAAUGCACCGAAGUUACUGCUGAAGACUUGAACACAGCUCAUCACGAAAUGGGUCAUAUACAAUACUACCUACAAUACAGAUCUCAACCGUUUGUUUAUCGAGAAGGUGCCAAUCCAGGAUUUCACGAAGCCAUUGGAGAUGUAAUCGCGUUAUCGGUUUCCACUCCGAAACACAUGAAUAAAAUUGGUCUCUUACCUAAUCUUGCCAAUAGUAGAGAAGCGGACUUGAAUUAUUUACUACACGUUGCUCUAGAUAAAAUAACAUUCUUACCUUUUGGAUACUUGAUGGAUUUAUGGAGAUGGAAUGUAUUCAAAGGUGUUAUCACCGAAGACGAUUAUAAUUGCGAAUGGUGGAAGUUAAGAAACACCUACCAAGGCAUUGAAUCUCCAGUUGAUCGAUCAGAAGAUGAUUUCGAUCCAGCUUCCAAGUAUCAUAUUGUUGCCAGUGUUCCUUAUAUUAGAUAUUUCGUAAGUUUCGUAAUCCAAUUCCAAUUUCACGAAGCACUUUGUAAACAAGCCGGCGAAUACGAUCCAGAAAACGCCAGCGCCAAACCACUCCAUCAAUGCGACAUUUAUCAAAGUACCGCCGCCGGUAAUUUACUCGGGAAAAUGUUAAGAUUAGGAUCUUCGAAACCGUGGCCUGACGCGAUGCAAAUACUAACCGGACAGAGAAUUAUGGACGCUGGCCCAUUGCUGCGGUAUUUCGCUCCUAUAUACGAAUGGUUAAAGGAAGAGAAUAAAAAAAGCGGAGAAUAUAUCGGAUGGGAACCGUCUCAAAGAGUUUGUAAAAAAAAAUUCCAUUUUGGUAGUUUCGUCAGAAAAAUAGUUAAGAAUGUGAGCGACAUAUUCAGCUCUAACAAGAAACACUGAUCCUUUAUUUCUCUCUAUUUUUGUCUUUCUUCCUCAUCUCAUCUUAUCUCAUUUCGCGAUUAUUUAUUGUAAUGUACAUAAUUGAGAUUUUUUUCUCCAUUCUUAAUUUAUGCUAAUUAUUUCAUCGUUUUGUAAUUUUGGUUCCUAUAUUUAUUAUUUCUGGUAUAUUUCAUCGACACUUUUACUCAUUCGAAUAUACAUAUUAUUGAAUAAAUUAAAUUAUUGUGUA
Molecule: messenger RNA, 2348 nt
Organism: Planococcus citri (citrus mealybug)
Lineage: Eukaryota; Metazoa; Arthropoda; Insecta; Hemiptera; Pseudococcidae
Product: angiotensin-converting enzyme-like
Exons: 14
Coding region: 194-2119 (641 amino acids)
Biological process (GO): proteolysis
Cellular component (GO): plasma membrane
Molecular function (GO): peptidyl-dipeptidase activity; metallopeptidase activity
Source: RefSeq, a predicted model, not a curated record